ACGUCUACACUGCAAGAGCAUUACACUUCACAUCAACCUCUUCCUCGCCUUCAUUCUGAGGGCCUCCAUCUCAUUCAUGAAAGACCGCCUGUUGGUCAACGGACUAGGACUUCCACAAGACGUCAAACACAACGGAGGGGGUCUGGAGUUUAUACUGGAAGGAACACACUGGGAAUGCCGGACUCUGUUUGUGAUGCUGAUGUUUGCCAUCUCGGCCAGUCAGACUUGGAUGCUAAUGGAGGGGCUGUAUCUCUACCUGCUCAUCCACAAGACGAUGGCGACUGAAAGGCUGGGUGUCAACCCCUAUGUCAUAGUUGGCUGGGCCUUGCCAUGGACUUUUCUCAUACCCUGGAUUGUUGUCAAAUCCAACUUUGAAAACACAUACUGUUGGAAUAUGCAAGAGGAUCCCGCCUAUUUCUGGAUACUGAAGGGACCAUGGACUGCCAUUGUUUUCAUAAACUUUUUCUUUUUUCUGGACAUUAUACGCGUCCUAAUGACACGAGUCAGAGACAGUCAGAGGCACGCAGGUAGAUCUCAGUACAGAAAAUUCGGAAAAUUUAUUCUCGUUCUCAUUCCGCUAUUUGGAAUCAUGUACAUAGUAUUAAACGUGGCCUUCCCCUCAGAGGUUCAAGGUCGAGGAUACAAUGUCAUUUACCUCUACGUUGAAAUGGGCUACAACUCAUUUCAGGGAUUCAUACUGGCUCUGCUGUUCUGUUUUCUGAAUGAAGAUGUCCAUACCGAAAUUCGCCGAUCUUGGCAAAGACAUAAAUUUCGGAGACAAAACAGCAACAUCUUUAGAAGCUCAAGACCCCAGAGCUCGUGGCAUAGAACCUCAAAGUCAUCUGGUAUCAGUCAAACUGCAAACCAAAAUGGCUUCAAUACUUCAAGCCAGAAGCGCAGUCAAGAUCCUCAAAACAAGCCGUUGGCGAAAUCUUUAUCGAUGUAUUCAACAUUUGUAUCUAACGGUGCAGCUUUAGUCAACUGUGAAGGAAGUCGAGUGGUUUCUCAAACCCAGCUUGCGAACAGCUCAUAUAGAAACAGUUUUACAGACAUCGGCACUAAACAGAUGACAUUUCUGUGA
Messenger RNA from Candidula unifasciata, 1081 nucleotides. NCBI's taxonomy places the organism in Eukaryota, Metazoa, Mollusca, Gastropoda, Stylommatophora, Geomitridae. The record is from the annotation of a GenBank genome assembly.